Molecule: messenger RNA, 339 nt
Organism: Protopolystoma xenopodis
Lineage: Eukaryota; Metazoa; Platyhelminthes; Monogenea; Polystomatidea; Polystomatidae
Source: the annotation of a GenBank genome assembly
AUGAAGAAGAGAUUCGUAGGUCGAUCUCACCAGAAGAGAAUGGAUGAAUCUCGUUGUACUGCCGCCGUUUGGCUUUUAUGCGGCGUUCAGGUUGAUGCAGUCAACGAGAACUCAUUCCUCGUUUCGGGUGAAAACGAGCUGAGCUUUCGUUCAUCAAAUGAUGGACAUCAUCAGAGCUGGACCUACAGGUCUCUUUCACUUAGGAGCUACCACAAUAACACAAAAUCUUGUAACAACCGGAUCUGGAGAGCAGGUCAGAGUAUUCUCGAAGAGAAGGCAAUACCGAGGACAGUGUUUUUUCGCUUUCUAAAUGGUCCUGGUGUCCCAGCUCCUCAGUAA